AUGGCGCUUCUUGCCGAAGCUGGCGCCUUUUCUUUGGGUGCUGCGCCGCCAGUGUUGCCCACUGCCAGGCUCACCUCCGCACCUCCUCGGUCAGUCCAUGAGACCAGCGAGCGAGGUUCCUCCGGGGCCGUGGCAGCGGCAGCAGCUCUCGUUGCUACCGGAGUAGCAGUGAAGAGGCGGCCCGCAGAAGCCCGCGCAGCUGCCGUGGCGAUGAAGGUUGAGGCAACAGCGCUGACACGAAAAGUCGGGUCCGCCGUCGUAUCCCUGGGCCUGCUCAAGGUUCUGGCAUCGCGGAUUCAUUCAUGGUUUGAGACGCCAAAGCGGCCCUAUGGCGAUGGAUCCGUUGGCAGCGCCUACGAUGACUGGACCAGAGAAGGUGUCUUGGAGCACUACUGGGGAGAGCACAUCCACAUGGGCUCAUACACUCCGAUGGAGAAGCAGAGUGGCUACCGCAAGAAGGAUCCCUUCUUCCUGGCACUCUUCCGGGCGACCUUUGGCCGGCUCAAGAACUUCAAGGAGGCAAAGAUAGACUUCACGAACGAAAUGAUCGACUGGAGCCGUGCCAAAGCACCGAAGAAGAUCUUGGAUGUAG
Symbiodinium sp. CCMP2456 is the source of this 592-nucleotide messenger RNA. The record is from the annotation of a GenBank genome assembly. NCBI's taxonomy places the organism in Eukaryota, Dinophyceae, Suessiales, Symbiodiniaceae.